ACCUUAUUUCUCUUUAUGCUAGGACCUGACACCCAAUAAGUAAGAAGGGGACUAAUUUUUGGUCUUACUUCAGAAUCUGUUUCCUUUUUGAGGUCUGAAUUGUAAAUAGGCUUUUUGGUUUCCUUUUGUAAAAGGUUACUUGAGAGGUAGCACUUCAAUAUUAUAGUCCUUCUAUUUUCAUUUCUUUAAUAAUGAGCUUUAUUUGUACAGUUGUUGGUAGUUUAAAAAGCACUCUUAAAUAUUUUAUUUCCUUAUGCCUUUAAGUAGCUCACUGUACUUAAGGGUAUGUAUGUGAGUUAGGCAUGAUCUCUUCUGUUGAGCCACAUGAUCUCAUUGUGAAAUAGGCAGGGCAUAUUUCAUAGUCAUUUGACUAAUGAGGAAAUGGAUUCUAAGAGUGUGAAUGACUUGUCACACAGCUUGUAAGUGACAAAUCCCUGGACAUCAAUCCAGAGCUAUAUAAUCCAUGCAUCUGACUUCACAUCAAUCAUAAGAAGUUGGUACUUUAUUUGUUUUGUUUAAUUUUGUUCUCCUUACUUGAAGUUUUAGCUUUUGGGGGCUUUUAGUUAAUACUUGUCUUUAAUGUCUCCUUGUCAGCUCUUGUAAGAGAAGAAAAUAACUCACCCUUAUUUGUAGUGACUUUUAAACUGUUUUGAGCCUGUACUUAAUUUAAGGGACCUUGGAUUAUCUGAAUUAAAAGUUGGACAUAUUGAUCAACUGGUAGGCGGUCUGCUUCCUGGAUUUUGUAAAGGCAAAAGCAUUUCUUCCCAUUGGCAUACAUCUCAUGUCUCCGCACAAUCCUUCUUUGAAAAUAAAUAUGACAACCUUCAAGGACUCUGAAAAGUAUUUGUUCAGAUCUUCAGUACUGGUCAGUUUUCAUACAGUCUCGGGGUUUUAAAACAUUGAAAUCAAGGACAAGACGUCUGCAGUCCACUUCUGAAAGAUUAGCAGAAACACAGCAUAUAGCACCAUCAUUUGUGAAGGGGUUUCUUUUGCGGGACAGAGGAACAGAUGUUGAGAGUUUGGACAAACUCAUGAAAACCAAGAACAUACCUGAAGCUCACCAAGAUGCGUUUAAAACUGGUUUUGCAGAGGGUUUCCUGAAAGCUCAGGCACUAACGCAAAAAACCAAUGAUUCUCUCAGAAGAACUCGUCUGAUCCUCUUUGUCCUGCUGCUCUUUGGCAUUUAUGGAUUCUUUAAAAACCCAUUUUUAUCUGUCCGUUUCCGGACAUCGACGGGGCUUGAUUCUGCAGUAGAUCCUGUCCAGAUGAAAAAUGUCACCUUCGAACACGUUAAAGGAGUGGAGGAAGCUAAACAAGAAUUACAGGAAGUUGUUGAAUUCUUGAAAAAUCCUCAAAAAUUUACCGUGCUUGGAGGUAAACUUCCAAAAGGAAUUCUUUUAGUUGGACCACCAGGGACAGGAAAGACACUUCUUGCCCGAGCCGUGGCAGGAGAAGCUGAUGUCCCCUUUUAUUAUGCUUCUGGAUCAGAAUUUGAUGAGAUGUUCGUGGGUGUGGGAGCCAGCCGUAUAAGAAAUCUUUUUAGGGAAGCAAAAGCAAAUGCUCCUUGUGUUAUAUUUAUUGAUGAAUUAGAUUCUGUUGGUGGGAAGCGAAUUGAAUCGCCAAUGCAUCCAUAUUCAAGGCAGACUAUAAAUCAACUUCUUGCUGAGAUGGAUGGUUUUAAACCCAAUGAAGGAGUUAUCAUCAUAGGAGCCACAAACUUCCCAGAGGCAUUAGAUAACGCCUUAAUACGUCCUGGCCGUUUUGACAUGCAAGUUACAGUUCCAAGACCAGAUGUAAAAGGUCGAACAGAAAUUUUGAAAUGGUAUCUCAAUAAAAUAAAGUUUGAUAAGUCUGUUGAUCCAGAAAUCAUAGCUCGAGGUACUGUUGGCUUUUCCGGAGCAGAGUUGGAGAAUCUUGUGAACCAAGCUGCAUUAAAGGCAGCUGUUGAUGGAAAAGAAAUGGUCACCAUGAAGGAGCUAGAGUUUUCCAAAGAUAAAAUCCUAAUGGGACCUGAACGUAGAAGCGUGGAAAUCGAUAACAAAAAUAAAACCAUCACAGCGUAUCAUGAAUCUGGUCAUGCUAUCAUUGCAUAUUACACUAAAGAUGCCAUGCCUAUCAACAAAGCUACAAUCACUCCGCGGGGGCCAACACUGGGACAUGUGUCCCUGUUGCCUGAGAAUGACAGAUGGAAUGAAACUAGGGCUCAGCUCCUUGCACAAAUGGAUGUCAGUAUGGGAGGACGAGUGGCAGAGGAGCUUAUAUUUGGAACUGACCAUAUUACAACAGGAGCUUCCAGUGAUUUUGAUAAUGCAACUAAAAUAGCAAAGUGGAUGGUUACCAAAUUUGGAAUGAGUGAAAAGCUUGGAGUUAUGACCUACAGUGAUACAGGGAAACUGAGUCCAGAAACUCAAUCUGCUAUUGAACAAGAAAUCAGAAUCCUCCUAAGGGACUCAUAUGAACGAGCCAAACAUAUCUUGAAGACUCAUGCAAAAGAGCAUAAGAACCUAGCGGAAGCUUUACUGACCUAUGAGACUUUGGAUGCCAAAGAGAUCCAAAUUGUUCUUGAGGGGAAGAAAUUGGAAGUGAGAUGAUAACUCUCCUGUAAUGGAUGUGUUGCUGGUUUUAAUGAGAAUUUAAGUAGCUCUAUGCUCCUCUCCUUUUGCAACGCUUUUCUCCCAUUCUUGGCAUCACUCAAGGGUGUGAAACACUUUGUCAGUCUUCUGUCACAGUUAACUAAUUCUGGUUAUUCUCAUGAUGACACCUAUUAGAAAUUAGUAACCAAUACAAAUAUUUUAAACAACAAUGAGGAUUGAAAACAGUUUGAGAAAUGCCGAUCAGUUACUAAAGUUGAAAAUAAGUAAUGAUUUUAUGUUUAGUUACUUUACUAGAUGUGAAUAAAAUUUCCUUUAGCUCUUAGGAAAUAUUUUGACUCAGUGGAAUAAAGUUGUUGAAGGAUUAUCUUUAUUUCCAGAGAGUACCAUUUAUCUUUGACAAAGAAUUGAUGCUGUUUAACUGUUAGUAAAUCAUAUUUCUAAGUACAUCAGUGGAAACUUCAUUAAGAUGCACUUGAUUGUGCUCCAGAAUGUCGAGAUAUAAAAUGGCUUGAAAUCUAAGUGUGGAGAAUUGUAAACGUACAGUUACAAUUGGAAUUUACAUGUUUCUGACCUUCUGAAAAUGCAACAUGCAUUUUCGUUUUGUUUUUUUUUAAACCUUACUAUCACUUUGACUAAAGAACUUCAUUUCAGAACACCACAGCAGUACUUUGUUAAGUAGACAAGUAACACACUUCAACUUCUGAAUAACUGCGUAAUUAUGCUUGGUAUUGGAAGCAAAAUUAAACCAAAAACUCAGUCCCCUUCAAAGUGAACUUUUGAAAUUACCUUGUAUUUAAAGUGGAAAGUCAGGUGUGUUUUUUGUUCAGAUUUUGUGAAUAUGAACAUAUUGUCACAGGAUUUAUAAAGUUUAUUUAACUCAAUAGAAAAAUUAUUUUAGAGCAUAUUGUGUUUACAGCCCAAUUAUAUCAUUGAAGUUAUUCUAUUAAAGUCACCUCCAGUUCUGUAAUGUCAUUUAAGCUGUAUAUUGUCUUUAAGGGGGAGCUUGCCAUGUGAUAUUCUUGCCCCCAUCCCCCACCCCCAUUUUUUGUAAUCUUAAAUUUUGACGUAAUUUCAAACUUUGGGAAGUGUUAUCAGAAUAAUACAAGGAACUCCCAUUAUUGAUCCACAUUCACCAGGUAUUUUCAUUUGCCUCAUUUUUUUAUUGCUUCCCUCGUGUACGUUUGUGUGUGUGUAUGCACGUGGUCGUGCAUAUACAUGUCUGUGGAUGUGUGCAUUCAUGUCUCUUGGGUAGCCUUCUAGGGUUGAAAUUGCUGGGUCAUGUGGUAAGUUGCUGUUAACCUUUUUACGAAUCUGAUGAACUCUUGUCGAAGUAACUUACACAGUAUUUUGUUCCAGACACCAAUGAAUGAGGGUGCCAGUUUUUCCACGUCUUCUACUGUACUUAGAGUCUUUUUGAUGAGGUCACGGCCAUGCUAGUGGGUAUACAGUAGUAGCUCAUUGUGGAGUUAUUACAUUUCUCUAGCACUUAGUGACAUGACUAUCCUCUUCUAUGCUGUUGGCCAUUUGUAUGUGUUUGGAGAAAUGUCUGUUCAAAUAUUUUACAGGGACAUACACCCUUUUGGGCAGUCUGUCGUGUGAUAGGAGAUCAGAUAUUCUGAGUGUAAGUCUGUUAUCAGGUGGCUCUUUUUACAUCCAUUCUGACAGCCUCUGUUUGCCUGGGAUGUUUGGUUCACACUUUCUUAUUUAUUUGCGUUGUAAUCUUGUGGAGUUUCAGGUGACCACCCUUGCAGAGGGAGGAGGGAUGGAAUUUGGAAAGAGAAACUACCAUUCCUGAGCCUGGCCUAGCUGAUGAACUCUGACUUUGGCAUUUUUGUACUUACAUGGGGCUGGACAUUCUGUUUCAGUGCUUUGCGAGUUGAAACAGUUCUAUGGACUUUUUAUUACACAGAGAAAGGUUUCUCUUUUUCUCUGUGGGUGGAAGAAAAAGAGCUGGAUAUUUAAAAGUGUAAUAGGAGAUGAUGUUGCCUGUGGAUUACAUCCCAUGAGUGAAAAAUAACGGUUAUGUGUAUUAACAAAUUUUUGCUGGAACACAUUUUUGGUGCUGACAUUGCAUCUGUAUGAUUUUUCAAAAUGUGAAAUACUUGUGUAAUUUCCAUCACAAUUAUGUAUGGAAUGUGUGUGCAUACAUGUCAACCAUUUGCAUUUAUACUAAGUUUAUUUGGUCACAAAUUUUAUGUGGCCAGAUGUGUUGAUAAUUUUCUUUUAUAACUCCUGUUUUUGUUUCAAAAAUAUUUCCUCAUUAAAUAAUACCAUUGAGCUUGUUUCUCAAAAA
Messenger RNA from Manis pentadactyla (Chinese pangolin), 4887 nucleotides. It is a transcript of the gene YME1L1, whose product is annotated as YME1 like 1 ATPase. Gene Ontology annotation, biological process: protein quality control for misfolded or incompletely synthesized proteins; mitochondrion organization. Gene Ontology annotation, molecular function: ATP-dependent peptidase activity; metalloendopeptidase activity; ATP binding. The transcript is spliced from 18 exons. The coding region runs from base 1032 to 2591 and encodes 519 amino acids. Gene Ontology annotation, cellular component: mitochondrial inner membrane. Lineage: Eukaryota; Metazoa; Chordata; Mammalia; Pholidota; Manidae. The record is from RefSeq and is a predicted model, not a curated record.